GGCCAUACCUUGAAUAGCGUCUACGAGAAGAGAAUCAUGAGAGAUCUCCGUGAGUUUAUAUUGUAAAAAUGGUCAGAAAAUCCAAGUAAAUACCCUGAAGGGUUUCUCAUUUGAUUUGAUUUUUAACAUGUUUUUUAAACAAGUAAUUGUGCCGAGAUUCAUACUCUAGUUGAUCCCUUAUUCACGAUUUCGCCGCUUAAUCUUAUCGCCCCCUUUUUGGUGCUACGCCGCCUGGCGCUUGGCUUGGCUCCUACGCCAAAUAUUUAGCCUUUGCGGCCAGGCUUCUUUCCCCGUACCAACAGCCACAUCUGUCUGUCAACUGGCCCAGCCUCACUCCCCACGAAUACCCCAGGACUCAAUGCGAACAGCUAGGGGAUAAGCUACGCUGUUAAUAAUCGCCACGAGUUGGCCAUCACGAACACCACCCCUCGGUGACGGUUCUCUCAGAGAGCCUCGUUGUUCGAAUGAACCCAAUAUGGCACAGUAAGAGGGUGCAGCGCAGCGCCUUCUUCAUUUUCAUUUUCGUAGCUGCGAUUGCGCUUUUCGCCUACGGCGGCGACAACUUACCCUCGGCGUCGGGGGUGUUCCGAUCUGGUUCUCUCAGUAAAGGCGAAAAAGAACAAAAAGCAAAGGAGCCAUUGGGGCCAAAUGUAGAGCCUCUAUACACCGGGUCCGAAUACGACACCGAGCAUAUGCCCAAGAUCCCCGAGACAUCACACACCGGCCAAGCAGCAGCAACACCGGCACUCGACCCCAGUCGCAUUGCGUUGAUCAUCGAGACGCGUCCCACCAACGUGCUCCCCGCGCUCCUCUCCCACUUCGUCGCAACCCUCCCCCCCGCCUGGGUCGUCAAGCUGGUUGGGUCCCAAGAAGCCUUCGCAGUGGUGCACAAGUCGCACUCGCUGAAGCAACACAUCGCAUCGAAGAAGCUCCAGCUUCAAGAACUACCUUCAUACUACCCCGUAGACUCGUCUGAGAGCAUCUCUCAGACACUCACAAAUGUCACAUUCUACUCCGAAUUCCUCGCCCCGGCGGAAUGGGCCCUCUUCUUCCAGACCGACUCCAUUAUCUGCUCCGCCUCCGAACAGAACAUAGAUGACUGGGUGGCAAAGGGCUACGACUGGACCGGCGCGCCGUGGAACGGAGAUGUCCCCGGCGGCAACGGCGGGCUCUCCCUCCGCCACAUCCCCCCCAUCAUUGAAGUCCUCAAGAAAGAGUCCCGCGAACCAGGACAUCGCCAAUGGGAGGAUACCUGGGUGUGCGAGCGCCUGAAGAACGCCGCUCCAGCCCAGGAGGAGAUCUACUUCAGCGUCGAGUCCCUUUACGUUGAGAGGCCGCUGGGAUACCACAUCCGUGGCUCGGGUAAGCUCCAGGAUCCUGUGGUCUGGGGCAAUGCGACUCGCAGGCGCCAGAUCUUCGAUUACUGCCCCGAAACGAAGAUCCUCCUCGGCAACAUGGGAAUGGAGCCUAUGGACGACGCGGAUUAUCGCAAGAAGGAACAAGAAGCCGAUGCGGAGAAAGCCAGAAAGGAUACAGAGACUGCCAAAAAGGAAACGGAGAAGCCAAAGACCGAGGAGAAGACAAAGACCGAGGAGAAGACAAAGACCGAGGAGAAGCCCAACGCCGAGGAGAAGCCCAAGGCAGACGACGCAGCAGCUGCGUCGAUGAAGGACAAGAAGAUCGAAACGGACGAUAAGAAGCCGGCGGCAGAGGGAGAGAAGAAGUCCUCUAGCACAACCGCAGCGGCUGCGAGCACGUCCUCGGGCGAGAAGAAAGAGGCGACUAGUCAGACCUCAGCGGCGAACCCUGCGAAGACGAGUGGCUCGACUGAUUACACCGACUCGUAGAUGACACUGGUUGGUGUUGUGUAUGAGUGUAUUUGGUGGGGAACCAGGGGCUGGGGGUCUGUGUUAGUAUAGUGAGAAGUAUGUGUAUAUCAGAGGGAUGUUUGGGACGAUUAUCUCUAUAGUCUUGAUAGCGAAUUAGCAUGAUUACAACGCCUAAGGCUCUGAGACUCAGCGCAGUGUAUUAAAUAGUAUUAGCGAUACGGGUUGUAUACGAGCCGUAUACGAGUCCGUAUAUACGGCAAUAUUGAGUCAGUGCGUAUUGCUGAUUCUGAUACGGAUCCAGUAUGUAUUCAGUACUCAAUACGAGCUGUAUACGGCCAGUAUUGAGGCUUAAAAUGUGAAACAAG
Molecule: messenger RNA, 2194 nt
Organism: Pseudogymnoascus destructans
Lineage: Eukaryota; Fungi; Ascomycota; Leotiomycetes; Thelebolales; Thelebolaceae
Exons: 3
Coding region: 465-1847 (460 amino acids)
Source: RefSeq, a predicted model, not a curated record